Molecule: messenger RNA, 141 nt
Organism: Acaulospora morrowiae
Lineage: Eukaryota; Fungi; Glomeromycota; Glomeromycetes; Diversisporales; Acaulosporaceae
Source: the annotation of a GenBank genome assembly
AUGCCAUCUAGAAAAACAAGUAUCAUUAGUACUUGUGAAAAGAAGGUACUGAUCUCAAAUAAUAAAACCAAAAAGAUACUAACUGAUGAGAUUGGCUACAAGGAAUCUUAUGAUGCAGAUGAUGAAAAUAGUUCAUGUAAA